UCUCUCUCUCUCUCUCUCUCUCUCUGCAGAGGGCACAGAACCGCCCAUUUGCCUCAUUCACUUGAGGUUGUAAUAAGGAGCUCGGUCUUCCGCGGAGGGGGAAGAGAGGAGAAAUGGGGAGAGCUCCGUGCUGCGACAAGGCCAACGUGAAAAGGGGCCCCUGGUCCCCCGAGGAAGACGCCGCCCUCAAGAGCUACAUCCACCACCAUGGCACCGGUGGCAACUGGAUCGCUUUGCCCCACAAAGCGGGCCUCAAGCGUUGUGGCAAGAGCUGCCGAUUAAGGUGGCUCAAUUACCUCAGGCCGGACAUCAAGCAUGGAGGCUUCACGGAGGAAGAAGACGCCAUCAUCUGCACUCUCUAUGACAGACUUGGAAGCAGGUGGUCUGUCAUUGCCUCGCAUCUGCCCGGAAGAACCGACAAUGAUGUGAAGAAUUACUGGAACACCAAGCUCAAGAAGAAGCUGAUGGCAAAGCAGGCAAUCAUCUCAGCUCACAACACAGCUCCACCUCCUCCUCUCCUCCCGACAGUCAUCGAAUCCGAUGCUUACAGCAGCAACAAGCUUUCCUCGAUGCCUCUUCAGCAGCCUCUGAAGGUUGUGCCGUUUCCCAUGACGAGCUUGAUCGAACAGCCUCAUGACUCGAGCCUCAGUUCUUCCAUUUCCGUCCAACACAACAGCAGCAGCAACAGUGACUCGCUCCUCGCGGCAAUGAUUGGGUUUGGAGACGCCGGCGACUUACUCAGCGACUCAUCGAACAUGUGGGCUACGGCUGGCCAAACUCUCACAUACUCAUAGCAAAGCCAUCAACCGAUAGCCAGGGAGACAUGAUGGAACUGAGAGGACAGACUGCCAGUUCUUAGUUUGGCUGCUUCGAUCUUUAAACUUGGGGAAACCUCAACUAAUGCUUAUAGUUUGCAUCAAAUCUGAGUUUUAAGAAUGGUGAUGAGACUGCAAAUGCGUGCAUGCUUCUUUCACUUGUCUGACCUACUGCGCAGAUCAGGUCAUGAAAGUUGCAUGGCUUCUACAGCAACAAGAUUCCCUCUUUAAUGCUGCCUGUCGUUUACUAUGACCACUUGUUGUUUGUUGAUUCA
This is a messenger RNA of Musa acuminata subsp. malaccensis (wild Malaysian banana), 1090 nucleotides long. RefSeq names its product transcription factor RAX2. Lineage: Eukaryota; Viridiplantae; Streptophyta; Magnoliopsida; Zingiberales; Musaceae. The record is from RefSeq and is a predicted model, not a curated record.